This is a messenger RNA of Orycteropus afer afer, 1320 nucleotides long. RefSeq names its product immunity-related GTPase family M protein 1-like. Gene Ontology annotation, biological process: cellular response to interferon-beta; defense response. The transcript has 3 exons. The coding region runs from base 1 to 1320 and encodes 439 amino acids. Gene Ontology annotation, cellular component: endoplasmic reticulum membrane. Gene Ontology annotation, molecular function: GTPase activity; GTP binding. Lineage: Eukaryota; Metazoa; Chordata; Mammalia; Tubulidentata; Orycteropodidae. The record is from RefSeq and is a predicted model, not a curated record.
AUGGAGAUAGUCCCACAGAUGAAACAUCAGGUCUUCAAGGUCAGAACUCUGGCAGUACCAGACUGUUUUGAUUACCGUAGCAUUACGGUUAUUCCACUGAUCACCAACAUAAUGGAGUCCCCAGUGCCCCCUCAUUCCUCACAUUCUGCAUCCUUCCAUACUGUUUUGUCUUGCCACACGGGUUCAAGCAUUUCACCUGAGGCAGGGGCCAUGAACUUUGAGAAGGGUUUGAUGGAGGGUAACAUCCUGAAGGUGAUCUCUGCAGCCAGGGAGACUUUUAAGACAGUACCCAGUUCCUCACUGAACAUUGCUGUGACGGGGGCCUCUGGUAAUGGCAUGUCUACCUUUAUCAAUGGGCUGCGAGAUACCAAGCAUGACGAGGAGGCUUCGGCUCCCAUUGGUGUGGUGAGAACCACCCAAAUACGUGUCCCUUACUCUUGCUCCUGCUUUCCAAAUGUGAUGCUUUGGGACCUGCCUGGCAUGGGUGCUGUUCCCCAGAGCCUGGAGAACUAUGUGAGGGAAAUGAAGUUCAACCAGUAUGACCUCAUCAUCAUCAUUGUGUCUGAACACCUCAGCAUGAAUCAUGUGAUGCUUGCCAAAGCCAUUGAGAGCAUGGGCAAGAAGUUCUACAUUGUCUGGACCAAGCUGGAUAGGGACCUGAGUACAAGUGUGCUCGUGGAGGAACAGCUUUUGAAGACCAUCCGAGAUAACAUCCUCAAAAAUCUCCAGAAUGAACAGAUCCACGAGCCCCCCAUAUUCCUGGUCUCUAGCCUUGACCCAUUAUUGUAUGACUUCCCAAAGCUCAAGCAAACAUUGCAAAUGGACCUCAUCCUUAUCAGGCAACAGGGUCCCCUUCAAAAGCUGUUCCAAAUCUGUGAGGAGAUCAUUAAUAAAAAAGUGUCCUCCCUGCUGGAGAGAAUAGACACACAGUCUUUCCAGGACAUUUUUCACAUCCAGGAUCCAGAUGAUUCAGAGGAGUGUCUGAAAGUCUGCAAAUUAUUCUUUGGUGUGGAUGAUGACUCCCUCCAGCAGGUGGCACAGAGUAUGGGGACAACAGCCACUGAAUACAAGAACAUCAUGAAAUCCAAGGACUUACAGAGUCUCAGCAAUUGGGACCAGGUGAUUUCUUGGACAGAUUGUAAUACAGCUUAUUACUUACAAAGUGUUUCUAGCUACAUACCAUUCAUUGGUGGCUCUAUUAACUGCCACCUCAGAUGGGUAAAACACAGACGUUUCCUGGAGGUAGUUGCUGAGGACACCAAGAACAUCCUGAGGAAAGUCCUGAGCGACUCCAUCAUCUCAAGAGCUCAACUUUCAUAG